Messenger RNA from Onychostoma macrolepis, 2414 nucleotides. RefSeq lists its product as uncharacterized. Gene Ontology annotation, biological process: positive regulation of T cell proliferation; cell surface receptor signaling pathway; immune response. Lineage: Eukaryota; Metazoa; Chordata; Actinopteri; Cypriniformes; Cyprinidae. The transcript has 6 exons. Gene Ontology annotation, cellular component: external side of plasma membrane. Bases 389 to 1456 code for a protein of 355 amino acids. The record is from RefSeq and is a predicted model, not a curated record.
GCGGAGUUCACUUGACUUUCAAGCGUCAUCUGCUUUUAGUAAAACUGUUCUGAAGACAAGUGAUGGCUGCUCCACCUGUCCUGGUGUCGGACAAAACCAGCAACACUCUCCAGUUUCCUUUUAUGACUGCAAACUUGCGUGACGCAAUUUCUACACGGAUUUCAAAGUUUAACUGAAGCGCUGAACUGUUUUUUUUUUUUUUGCUUGUUUUUUUUCUCUCUCAUGGACAUCGUGGAAUAAAUCUUCCCCUUGUGAACAGUUUUCUUUGACUGUUUUUUGUAAAUUUAAUAUGGUAACAGGUGUUUUUGCUAUCCUAAGCUAUCUAAGCUAGGGCGGCGGCCACCGUUACAGUAGGCUAUAGCCUAUAAAGUAAAAUUAGUGUGCGAAAAUGGAGCACUUUAAGUACAUUAUGGAAGUGUACGAAGUCACGUGUUCUUCCAAAAAAAAAAGAAGAAAAAAUGGUAUUUUACUGCGCUUCACCCCUGGGACAUCUUUUAAUGGGAGCUUAAGACAGAACCGAGUCUCAUCUCACUUGAUGCAAACAGUGCAUGUAGUCAUGACGAUUUAUUGGAUUCUUGCACUACUUCUAACUGGUGUUUCCUCUGUUUCUGUGGUUCUGAAUCACCCGACAUCACUUCCCUGCGGCUGCGGUGAAAAAGUCGUGUGGAGGAAGACCUUCCCCAUAAAAGCAACUGUUGCUGAAUGCCAAAAGAAGAAAUGUGUUGUAACAGAACGUUUUAAGGAAAGAUUUGCAGUCACACAUGAAAAAAACUACUCUCUAUUUCUUAAGUCAGCAAAAUAUAAUGACCUGGGGCAAUACAUGUGCAGCUGUGACGGCUUUGAGAGGCAAGUUAUCCUGGAGGUUGUAGUUGCUAUAAACGUGACAGCUGUCGAGCUGGGAAACGUCACUCUCCCGUGUUAUGCAGACACUCAAAGCGGCGUCAGGGAUGUGACGUGGCUCCAUAAUGAACAACACACUCUUCACUUCACUGAAAAUGGAGCCACAAACCCAGGUUAUGAGGAAAGAGUAUCGCUGACAGACGACGGAUUCAGAGACGGAGAUGUGUCUCUGACCAUCACUGGUGUCCAGAAGAGAGACGCGGGAUUAUACCGCUGCUUCGUUCAGGAGGGAAAUACUCAAGGAUACCCACACGCCUACAUGCUGCAUGUCAACGGAGGAAACCAAACUGAGGACAGCGACACUGAGAAACGAGCUCGCAUUGGACUGAUCUUAUCUUUCUCUCUCUUCAUUUGCUUUCUUCUCAUUCUUUCAUGCCGUAAGAAGAAGGCAUCACCCACAGAGGAAACUACAGAUCACGACCCCGUACAGGAGAGUGACCAAAAGCAUUCAACUCAUCCUUUUUAUCCUGGAGAAGAGAUCUAUGAACACUCAAACCUGAGGAUGAACGAUUACAGUCAUUCUAAUAAUGAAACUGACUCAAACACAGAAACAUGAUUGUUAGAGUGUCAUUCAUGAAGCUGGCAGAUGCUUGUUUGAUGCACAGGUACACAAUAUGAAAACUGCCAUCUUGGGAGCACAGAACGUUUUGAACACUGUUGUGAAUUAUUGUGAGCUCAGUUGUGUGUUUACACACGUUCCCUGCGGAUGGAGAGCACUAAAUGUAGAUAGAUGCGAGACUUUUAAUAUUACGUCUCAUAUAAGACAUUAUUUACACAAAUAUAUAUUAAUAUUUCUAAUUGAUUUAAAAUUGUAGUUCAUGAGAAUAACAAAUGUAUGUAUAUAAUGAUAAAUAACAGAUUUUUAGUGGCCUCUUACUGUCUCCUCCUGAGUUUAUUAUCAGUCACCAUUCACUUUCUUUAUUUUCAGUCACCAUUGAGAAUGUGUGAGUGUAGAAAUGCACAUAGCCUCUUUUGUGUUUCUCCAUAACUGCUGUAUGUUGUUUUUCUUUUAUUCUUAGCCGCCUUAUCCCUGUUUUUCUUUGUUACAUUACAUCAAAGUUACAUUAUGAAUUUGUCUUGUUGGACCUGUAUUAAGGAGUGAGAAAUGAUUGCUUUUACUCAAGGUUUUACAUCCUCGAAUAGUCGGGAUGUGACUUGUUUGUGUGACAGUUCUUCUCACGGUUGUGCAGGCUGUUGAUAACUGAGAGGAACUGGAAAGCAGCGGAGUCGCUAUGGAUUCGGGGCCCAUUGCACAUGUUUUUCUAUGAGGCCCCUCUCAUCCUCCGUCCCCCUUUUCCCUCCGAUUGUGAUGCCUCUGCUCCUGUAUGACCCUGUCAAUCUGUAUUUAACUGUGUGUUGCAUAUUAAAGGGAGAGAGGCAAAUAAGAAAAAAAAAAUAGAAAGAGGACUUUUUUUCCCCCUGGUUGUUAAUAGUUUGUUGUUGUUGUUGUUAAUGUCUAUUGUAAGUUACUGACUUGUGUUUUUGCUUUUGUAUUUGUACAAUAAUAAAAAAGA